Molecule: messenger RNA, 612 nt
Organism: Lachancea meyersii CBS 8951
Lineage: Eukaryota; Fungi; Ascomycota; Saccharomycetes; Saccharomycetales; Saccharomycetaceae
Source: the annotation of a GenBank genome assembly
AUGUACCAAAAUCAACAACAGCCAGAUUUGAAACUGGCAUACGAAAGAUAUCUUUUGGCUGAAAAGGCACGCAACAAACUGAUACGAUGCGCACACAGCGGGAAAGGCGGGGAUCUGAAUCUAAGAAUUCUGGUCGGCCACGCUAAUUUGUUGGACCGACUGGCUCUGGAAGAACAUCGCGACGAGUUGGGAAACGACGCUCAAAGCGACACUGGGGUCUACAAUUCGGUGGUCUCCGAGGAUUUUUUAUCAGAUUCUGAGUCGGACUCGGGGGAGUCAGACGUGGACUCGUACUCGUACUCGUACUCGGACUCGGACUCGGACGAGUACUCACAGCCGGACGAGUACUGCUACGAUGCCAGCGAGACACCGGCGGUGACGCUCUACGAGGUGGGCAAACACGUCUACCGUCGUCACCACACCCAACAGGACCGUCACUUGGGCGUGCAAGGUGUGACAACCACGACCGUGACACUUGUCAACGACAAGGGCGACGAGAGUGAGGAAAACGAAGAGGGCGACGCAGACGACGAGACAGAGUUGUAUCGCGACAGCUGUAGAAACCUGUCGACCUACGAGAAAUGUGUUCCUGCCAUACCCAUGAUCUGCUGA